Molecule: messenger RNA, 1286 nt
Organism: Punica granatum (pomegranate)
Lineage: Eukaryota; Viridiplantae; Streptophyta; Magnoliopsida; Myrtales; Lythraceae
Source: RefSeq, a predicted model, not a curated record
GCAUUUACGAUUCACGUAAACCCCUCUCUCCCUCUCUCUCUCUCUCUCUCUCUCUCACUUUCUCUUCAAAAACACCGCCACCUCUCUUCUUCUUCUUCCAUUAACGAUAACCUCCCUGACUUCUCUGUUUGCAUCUCUGUUUUUUGAUGGUUCAAUAUUCAUUGAAUGGAGAAGGAAAACCGAUUGAAGCUGCGAAUCUCCCGGAUGUUCCGGUCCUCCUUCGGCUCCUGCAGGCCCCGUAACCUCUCGGACGUGGCCGAGCGGACCGUCUUUUCCCCGCAGAAGCCCCUUCUAUCCGCCCAUCUACUCCGCCCCACUGCUGCAGAUCAGCGGCCACUCCCUUCCCUCUGCCGCCCCACCUGCCCCGACCCCACCUUCUCCAUCAACCCAACCUGCAUCGUCUCCGCCAAGAAAGACCUGCUCCCCCGCAGAAGCCAUCAAUACUACUCCCCUCUCCCCUGCCCUGCUCCCAGCCCCUUCUACAGGACAACCCCGAAGAAGAGUACCAAAACCCAGAAAAAGAAGAAGGAGAAGGAGAAGGAGAAGAAGAAGGAGAAGCAGAGCCAUCGACCGUUGUUCAUCAGCACGUCGUCGCAGGACACCAACACGACCUACGGUGCUGGAAAUUGGUUCAGCAGCGACGACGAGAGGGAGGAAGAGGAUGACGGUCGAUACUGGGGGGACGAAAGAGAGUCCCCGUUUUCUUCCAUCAGUCUCUCCUCUGACGACUCCUCGGCAGCUCGGCGCCGCCGCCACCGCCGCCGCUGCAGCCGCCGCCUGAGCGACCGGAAGGCCACCAGCUCUCGCCGGAAAAUAGUUGGUGAUGUUCCCGCGGAGAGUGUACAUAGCAACAUCAAGGACAGCUUUGCGGUUGUGAAGCGGUCGAGUGACCCGUACGGGGAUUUCAGGACGUCGAUGGUGGAGAUGAUAGUCGAGCGGCAGUUGUUCGGAGCCGAGGAGCUCCAGCGACUGCUCCAGUGCUUCCUUGCCCUGAACUCGAGCCGCCACCACGGGGUCAUCGUCGAGGUCUUCACGGAGAUAUGGGAGACGCUGUUCUCAUCACCACCAUUUUGCUGGAGUUGAAGAAUAUGGACUAAUUAUUUUUUUACCUCAUUUUUUUAAGUUUUAAUUUUCUGAAGGAUUAAGGAUGCUAAUUAACGUUUAUUAGCAUAAAAUUUUAGUUAUCGUGUUUAUUAGGUUCCUGACUGUAUUGACUGGUUCCAGCUCUAGUGGAAAAUGUCUUUACAUUUUCUCAGAAAAUUCGGUCUCUAGUUCUCUUUACUAUA